Molecule: messenger RNA, 762 nt
Organism: Drosophila subobscura
Lineage: Eukaryota; Metazoa; Arthropoda; Insecta; Diptera; Drosophilidae
Product: low choriolytic enzyme
Exons: 1
Coding region: 1-762 (253 amino acids)
Biological process (GO): proteolysis
Molecular function (GO): metalloendopeptidase activity; zinc ion binding
Source: RefSeq, a predicted model, not a curated record
AUGUUGUUUCCAUUGGGUUGCCUUUUCGUGGUGUUAGCUAUAGCCAUACCCAGACCUCGUCUGGUGGCAUCGGAGGGAAUCGAUUCCUACGAGAACUACUACAACGAGAUCCAUGUGGAUGACGAGCAGGCGGAGGCGAAGACCCGCAAUGCCUUGAAGUCAGAGUUGCAGCGAUGGCCUGGCAACAGGAUAUACUACCGCAUAUCCGGGGACUACAGCGAUCAGGAGGUGGCCAAUGUCCGCACGGCCAUGACCAGCUUCAACGAGCAGACGUGCGUGAAGUUCGAGGAGGUGAAUGGAUCUCCGCCCGGCGGCCGACGCUAUGUGUACUUCAAAAAGUCACCCAACAUGUGCGGCACUCGGGUGGGCUACAAUCCGAUAUCCUUUGGCUCCCACGAUGUCCUGCUGAACGAGCGCUGCCUCACCAUGCCCGCUGUGAUCCAGCACGAGACGCUCCACCUGCUCGGUCUCUUCCACGAGCAGAGUCGACCGGAUCGCCACGAGUAUGUCCAGAUUGAGUACGACAACAUACCGCGCAAGUACUGGUCACAGUUCAUGGCCAUGAAUUCGACCACCACCUACAACGUGCCCUACGAUUACGACAGCGUUAUGCAUUAUGCAAAGAACGCCUUCGCCAAGGACCCCAGCAAGCCCACAAUUCGCGCCUUGGUGGAUGGCAAGCCGGUGGAGCGAGACUUGGGGCAGGUUCGGGGCCCAUCCGAGGGCGAUUGGACCAAGAUUCGUUUAAUGUACAAGUGUUAG